Messenger RNA from Grus americana (Whooping crane), 3292 nucleotides. It is a transcript of the gene ALOX5, whose product is annotated as arachidonate 5-lipoxygenase. Gene Ontology annotation, biological process: lipid oxidation; linoleic acid metabolic process. Bases 105 to 2129 code for a protein of 674 amino acids. Lineage: Eukaryota; Metazoa; Chordata; Aves; Gruiformes; Gruidae. The transcript is spliced from 14 exons. The record is from RefSeq and is a predicted model, not a curated record. Gene Ontology annotation, molecular function: arachidonate 5-lipoxygenase activity; iron ion binding; protein binding. Gene Ontology annotation, cellular component: nuclear envelope.
GCUGGGCAGGGUCGGGGGUAGGGCAAGAGCGCGGCUCAGCAGCGGCCGGUCGGGUCGGUGGGGCUGUGCAGAGCUGAGCCGAGCCGAACCGCGCCGGUGGGACCAUGCCGUCCUACACGGUCACGGUAGCCACGGGCAGCCAGUGGUUCGCCGGCACCGACGACUACGUGUACCUGAGCCUGGAGGGCACGGCAGGCUGCAGCGAGAGGCACCUCCUGGACAAACCCUUCUACAACGACUUCGAGCGCGGCGCGGUUGACUCCUAUGAUGUGACUGUGGAAGAAGACCUUGGAGAAAUUCAGCUAAUAAAAAUUGAGAAACGAAAAUAUUGGUACCAGGAUGACUGGUACCUUAAGUAUGUCACUGUAAAAACACCAAUGGGUGACUAUUUGGAGUUCCCAUGUUACCGUUGGAUUACAGAUGAAAAAGAGGUUGUCCUUCGAGAUGGAAGAGCAAAGCUUCCCCGGGAUGACAAGACCCAGAUUCUCAAGCAACACAGACGCAAAGAGCUUGAGAUCCGUCAAAAAACGUACCGCUGGAAGGAGUGGCAUCCAGGCUUUCCCCUGAGCAUCGAUGCCCAUUCUCACAGUGAUCUGCCUCGUGACAUCCAGUUCGACAAUGAGAAAGGAAUUGACUUCAUUCUGAACUACUCUAAAGCGAUGGAGAAUCUUUAUGUCAACCGUUUCAUGCACAUGUUCCAGUCUUCCUGGAGUGAUUUUGCAGAUUUUGAGAGGAUCUUUGUCAGAAUCAGCAACACAAUCUCUGAAUAUGUGAUGCAGCACUGGAAGGAAGAUUUUAUGUUUGGCUACCAGUUCCUGAAUGGAUGCAAUCCUGUGCUGAUCCGGAGGUGCGCAGAGAUACCCAAGAAGUUGCCUGUGACUACGGAUAUGGUAGAAUGCAGCCUGGAGAGGAACCUGACCCUGGAGGAGGAAGCGAAGCAAGGAAACAUUUUCAUUGUGGACUACGAGCUGCUGGAUGGUGUGGAUGCCAAUAAAACAGACCCAUGCACAAUACAGUACCUGGCUGCACCCAUCUGUCUGCUGUACAAGAAUCUGGAGAAUAAAAUUGUACCCAUUGCAAUCCAGCUUGGUCAAAAGCCUGGGCCAGACAAUCCCAUAUUCCUUCCUUCAGAUGCCACAUAUGACUGGCUGCUAGCUAAAAUUUGGGUUCGCUCAUCUGAUUUCCACAUCCACCAGACAGUGACCCAUCUCUUGCGGACACACUUAGUCUCAGAGGUGUUCAGCAUAGCUAUGUUCCGGCAGCUGCCUGCUGUACACCCCCUCUUCAAGCUCUUGGUGCCACACAUGCGGUUCACAAUAGCCAUCAAUACCAAAGCCCGAGAACAGCUUAUCUGUGAAUGUGGCCUUUUUGACAAGGCAAAUGCUACAGGUGGAGGAGGACAUGUACAAAUGGUGCAGAAAGCAAUGAAGGAUCUGACUUAUAGCUCCCUCUGCUUCCCUGAGGAGAUCAAAGCUAAAGGGAUGGACAGCAAAGAGGAUAUUCCCUACUACUAUUACCGGGAUGACGGCAUUAAAGUCUGGGAGGCUAUAAAGAAUUUUGCAGAGGAUGUGAUUCACAUCUACUAUGAGAGUGAUGAGGUGGUGUGUGAGGACGUGGAGCUACAGGCCUUUGUCAAAGACAUUUACGUCUAUGGGAUGAGAGGCGUGAAGGCCUCAGGGUUUCCUAAGGCGAUCAGGACACGAGAGAAGCUAGCAGAAUAUCUCACAGUGAUAAUAUUCACCACAUCAGCCCAGCAUGCAGCUGUGAAUUUUGGUCAGUAUGACUGGUGUUCCUGGAUUCCCAAUGCCCCACCAACAAUGCGCCGCCCUCCUCCAACAGAAAAGGGGACAGUCACCAUUGAGCAAAUUGUGGAGAGUCUGCCGGACAGGGGACGUUCUUGUUGGCAUCUUGGAGCUGUCUGGGCCUUGAGCCAAUUCCAGGACAAUGAACUGUUUCUGGGCACAUACCCAGAUGAACACUUCGUGGAGAAACCGGUGAAAGAGGCUAUGGCAACAUUCCGCAAGAACCUGGAUGAGAUUGUCAACACCAUCACUGAGCGCAACAAGAACAAAAAGCUUCCUUACUACUACCUUUCCCCAGAUCGCAUUCCCAACAGUGUUGCUGUGUGAGCAGAUACACAGGAGAGUUUGGAGGCAUGUAAAGCUAAUGAUGCCUUCCUGUUACACAUGCUUCUUUACAAUGAACUUUCAGAAAUGGAUAAAAUAAGAAACCCACCCUCUCCAUUAGAGCUGACCCAUACUCUAUUUGGACCUUCAGAACAAAUUGAAUCAUGACUGAUCUUGCAGACAAAGUCUAGUUGACAACCCUCUAGGUCAAAUUUGUUAAACGUUUAUUUUUCCAAGAUAUUUUCAAUUAAUCUUAAAAUCAGUAUUCAUGUUUCUGUUAGCUUUCCCUCUCCUGGUGAAAACAAUAUAAUCACAGAUUCACUUAUUCAAUGAAAAUAGUAUCACAAGCAAUAAGCAAGUCACAUCUUUAAAAUCCUUCCUAUUUUCAGUAGGUGACACUGAUGACAUAUAAAAAUGUAAUCUUUAAAGUUUAUGUAUUGUUUUUAAUCUGAUUAAAACAAAUGUUAAAUAUUUUCACUACAACUGUGAAUGUCCUAAUCAGGAUGCAUCAUAGAAUGCUUUGGGUUGUAAGGGGCCUUAAAGAUCAUCUAGUUCCACAUUUUCUUAACGUAGCUGAUGGAUUUUAUCACUUUCUUACCAAGCUCAUGCGAAAUGAGAUAGCCUGAUUCACAGGAGAAGAAAAUUUUCUACCUAGAUAAACCUAUAUAUUUUCUACAUAAAGCUGAAAAGGUUUGUUUUAGCCUCUACCAGCAGAGUUUGAUGUCAUUCAUAUGUACAAACAAUUGUUUUGCUUAGCACAAUGGCAACACGUACAGACCUAGCAGUGCUUAUGCUCAAUUUCUGUUUCAUUGCUGAGGCUGCUGGUUUCUUCUGUUUUGUGGGUGAUGAAGAGGCUACUUUGUAUAAUGAUAAAAGUCGUGGAGAAGGGUUAAAUUGGUGUGCCACCUUAGUUAGAAACAACUGAGUUUUGCCUCUUGUUUAGAGGUGAUUAGGUUCAAGUACUUGGGCUUUGGUUAAAGUUGAGAGAGUCACUGAGAUAAUGUAAGCAAAAAUGAGGUUUGGAAAAUUUAAGACUCGUAGUUUUGUUAAUAACAAUUUUCGUUUAUUUUUCCCCGAAUUUGUUCCUUGUACUGGCUUUGGCCAGCCUGCAGUGUGUUUUCUCAAUACAUAAGAAAGCUUCUUAAUAAAACAAAACUGAAUAAGAA